Messenger RNA from Colletotrichum lupini, 228 nucleotides. RefSeq lists its product as uncharacterized. The record is from RefSeq and is a predicted model, not a curated record. NCBI's taxonomy places the organism in Eukaryota, Fungi, Ascomycota, Sordariomycetes, Glomerellales, Glomerellaceae. The coding region runs from base 1 to 228 and encodes 75 amino acids. The transcript is spliced from 2 exons.
AUGAUCACGGAUGCUGGGUUCUCGUUUCUGCACUUACGGUUACUGAAAGUUUUUGGUAAGAGGCGGGCUUUGACGUAUGAAUAUUGCCUGGCCUCAGAUAAUGUAAUGAAACAUGACUUUGAACGUUCCAUCUUGAAGAACACUAACUUGAGAAUACACCCACCUCCGUUCCGCGUCCUCAAUGCUCCCUCAAGCUAUCGUUCCCGUGGUGUGCGGUCGGCUUGCUGA